Molecule: messenger RNA, 453 nt
Organism: Portunus trituberculatus (swimming crab)
Lineage: Eukaryota; Metazoa; Arthropoda; Malacostraca; Decapoda; Portunidae
Product: 28S ribosomal protein S36, mitochondrial-like
Exons: 4
Coding region: 109-369 (86 amino acids)
Biological process (GO): 2-oxoglutarate metabolic process
Source: RefSeq, a predicted model, not a curated record
CUAUGUUUGGCCCUGGAAUAAUUUCUAAGUCAGCGUUCUCUGUGUUGGUGGUCGUGGUCUCUGCCCGUCUGCCCUGCCGUCAGCCAGGCGAUCAGCUGUGAGCUUGCAAUGAUGGAGGUUGCUUCAGUGCCAAAGCUCGUGUGGCGGGUGGUGAAGCCGCACAUCCCACUGAUCAGGUUUCGUAAAGGCAGCCCCUUGGAGCUUGUGCAUGGCAGCCAGGAACAAAGCGCUGUGGCUGGGAAGACUGCAGUGGGGGGCGUGACUCAGGCUCCCAAGGUGCUGGAGGAGUGGGAGGUGCCUUACAAAUACCGCAGGCCUCUCAUCACUGAAGAGGAGAUUGAAUACAUUAAUAGAGGAGGUCCAGCCUAGACCCAAGCUCUUUUACCUAAGGACAAUGUACAUACUUUGAUGUUAAUUCUCUAAUUUUAAGUAAAUAUUGAUUAUAAAAUUAAA